AUGGCAGAAACCCCUUUUUUAUCAUUAUUUUUCUUAAUUUACUUCAUCUCUGCUGUAUCAGCAAGAUUACAGAUUUCUGAUAUGUCCUUUUUUGAAAUAAGAGAGUACAUCCCUUACAUUGUGGUCACUAUUAUACUUUUAAUCCUUAUAAUUCUAACACAUAAAUGCGACGCAUAUUGGUUAAAUAAAGUAAUCUUCUAUAUCUUGCUGAUAUUCUUAUGUUUAAUUUUUCCGCCCAUAUUUUUUUAUGCAACGGAAGGUUUCAGCAAAGCAACAAUAGCUUUAAUAAGUGUCAGUAGUGCAGGAAUAGUAUCAUUGAUAAUAGGAUUAUUUAUAAGACAGAUUAGUCAUCCGGAGUUAAUUAGACACAAAACUUGGUUUGAUACUCCUCCAUUAAAUUCUCCACUACACUCUGGGCAGUUAUUGUCAUUACAAACUAUCGAUUCUAUAUUUGUUGGGGUCGGUUCUAUGAUAAUCUUCGGCAUCUUUGCCUAUUUGAUUGUAAUUUUUUUUAUGUCUGGUUUUGACAUUAAAAUUUAUGUUCCAUUUAUAGUUAUUCUUCUAUUAUUUCUAUUAUUAAUAUGUUUAGUAAUUUGUUAUCAGUUCAAUGAAGCUGUAUAUUAUAGAAUAGUUAUUGUUUUGGCUACUAUUUUAGGCGGAAUAGGUUAUUAUAUACUGUUUUAUAGUAUUUUAAAAGAAGUUAACAGAAUUUCACUUUUAUUAUUUUGGGCAGAUUUAUGGCUUAUAUUAUUGAGCACUUACACUAUAGUUUUAAUUAAAAGUGGUAGUGUGAUUCCUAGUAUUUUUGAGAUUAAAGGCCAUAAUGAGAUUCCUAGGCCUUUUGUGUCUCAUUUUAAAUGUAUUAUUCGGGUUUAA
This is a messenger RNA of Dentiscutata erythropus, 876 nucleotides long. The record is from the annotation of a GenBank genome assembly. NCBI's taxonomy places the organism in Eukaryota, Fungi, Glomeromycota, Glomeromycetes, Diversisporales, Gigasporaceae.